AUGAGCUCGGCGCAUCCGUUCUUGGCGGCCUUUGCGGCCCACUGCGACGCGCUCGUCGACGAAUGCAUGCGGCAGACGAGCGACGCCGACGGCCUCAAGUGCCUCGUGUGCGUACCGCAAAGCCUCUCGCUGCUAACAGCGGCGGUCUCGCUUUCGCAGCUGCAGACGCACUUUCUGCUGCCGGACGCGCAGGUCGGCCAGUACCGCAGCCUCAACGGCAAGCAGAUCGCUGUCGUUGGCGCGCACAUCCAUACCAAAGCCGGCUUUCGCGAUACCCGCGUCGUCCGCAUCCUCAUGACGGAAGAGUGGCCGCACCCCUCGCUACAGAUAAGCCUCGUGCACAUCAACCGGCCGCUCGAAGGCGGCGUCGCCGUGCCGGACGAGAUGGGCGAGAUGGACGCCAUGACCUAUCGCCGGUACAUUGCCAUCAUGCGCGCAUACCCCGAGUCCGAGUCUGUCUUUGCGUCGCUCGACUACUUUGUCCAGCAAGUGCAGCGACUGCCGCCGUCCCAUCCAGCGUUUGGUCCAGAAAGCCUUCUCCGCGUCUGGCAACAGAGCACUGCGCUGCUUUUGGAGAAUGGCACGCUCGACCUUGGCCCGCGCACGCACCAGCGCUCGCUGCAGCUGGACCAAGCGGUCGAGUCGUACUUGCUCGAGCAAGUCCAUGCGAAGAUUUUAUCACGACUGGAAGCAAGCUGUGCGUCCGACCAAGCCAAGCUCGAAGCCGUGUGGUUCGCUUUACGGUUCGCGACGCCGUCGACGUUCAAGAUCCGACGCGAAUUUCAGUGUCAACACACGGAAGCCAUCGCACUGCUCCUCGCCGCGUACACGCAGACAACGCCGCUCGGUAUGCUACUGCAGCUCAAGCGCGUGCUGCAGUCGGUUCAAGACGCGAUCCAUGCGCGGCUCAUGCGGCACAAGUGGCCGCUCGGCGAGUUUCACUUGAGCACGGACGACGUCUUGGACCAGCUCAUUUACAUUCUCGUCCGCGCCGGCAACACCUCCAGUCGUCUUCCGUUUGUCGCCAUGCUGCAGUACAUGGAGCAGUACCACUUUGUGCCGGCGACCGUCUCGGCCAUUGGGUUCACAAUGGCCAACUUUCAAGUGGCGCUCGAGUGGCUCUUGACAACGACCAUGACGACAUCCAACGAGACGGCAGAGACGGCGCUCCCAGAGCUGCCAGAGGUGCGCCACGCGAUAGCAACGGCCGAUGACGCGCCGACCGUGCUGCACGUGACGGGCCGCGUCGAUCCGAUAUGCGUCGAAGGCGCUGUGUACCACGUAGCCGUCGGCCAUCGGUGCUUUGCUACCGUUUCAGACUCUGGGGCCGUUGCGACGUGGGGCGAUGCAUAUGGUGGACGGCUCGGGUACCCGCAAGCGAUCAACCACGUCGAGCAACCGCAGUGCGUCGUCGGCGUCACCAAAGUGUUGCAGGUGGCGUGCGGCGCGUUUCAUAUGCUGAGUUGCGACAUCAAUGGCCACGUCUUUGCCUGGGGAACCAACACCGUCGGGCAGCUCGGUCUCCCGAGCUCAGCAAUGCUUAUGAGCAUCACGCCGCGUCGCGUUCAAGGCCUACAGGGCGCCUACAUCAGCGCCGUCGCGUGCGGCGACGCGCACUCGCUCGCCAUGUCGUCGCAAGGCGCGGUCUUCUCGUGGGGCUGCAAUCGUUUCUUCCAGCUCGGGCGCGAAACCACCGUCGCAAACGACGCUGCCUCGCGUCCAAGCAUCGUUGCCAGCACGUGGUCGGCCGAAAACAACGCGGAAGCAAAUGCUCUGAGCUCGAGAGUGACGCCACCAAAACUCUUGGACGAGACGGCAGAACCAGGUGCUGCGCUGCGCAUCGCGGCGGGCGCCUACCACUCGAUGGUCAUUGCACGGGAUGGCACGCUCUUUGCGUGGGGCUGCGGCAGCGACGGUCGGCUCGGGCUCGGGUCCGAAAUGGAUGUGUCGUCGCCGUUGCGCGUGGUGCUACCAGCCGACGCAAAGCCCGUCGACGUGGGCGGUGGCGCGGCGUAUACGUGCGUGCUGCUCAAGUCGGGCCAUGUCCUCGCGGCGGGCCUUGUGUGUCCCGAUGUGCCCAACGUACAGCACUGGCUCACGCCCAUGCCAGUGCCAGCGGCCGUGCGAACGAUGGCGUGUGGGGCCAACCACAUUGUGUGGACGGCGGGCGACGGUAGCGUCUGGGGAUGGGGAAGCAACGUCCAUGGGCAGUGCGAUCUACUGGGCAACGUGACCGGCGCGACGCGACUCGAUGAGCCUCGUGUUCUCGCAGCCGCAGACGAGACGGUCAUCCUGCUGCAAGUGGCCGCCGGCGCGUCGCACACGGUCGUAGUGACGCAAGCGACGACGACGACGACAGGAUGAAAUGUAGUGGCCAAUCAGUGGGGUUGAACGACGGUGACGCUGAGGUGUUGAGAUUUCAG
This is a messenger RNA of Saprolegnia parasitica CBS 223.65, 2423 nucleotides long. RefSeq lists its product as hypothetical. The transcript has 16 exons. Lineage: Eukaryota; Oomycota; Saprolegniomycetes; Saprolegniales; Saprolegniaceae. The coding region runs from base 1 to 2364 and encodes 787 amino acids. The record is from RefSeq and is a predicted model, not a curated record.